AUGGUGUUGAAGUUAGACGAAGAAGGUAACGCGGUUUACACUCAAGACAUUGGAGAUCUCUGCAUUUUCAUCUCGAGGUCGGAACCUUUCUGUGUCCCUGCUACUUCCCUUCCUGGCACGGAGCCGAACUUCGUUUACAUCUUAGAUUUUGAGGAAUUCGCAUAUUAUGAUGUGGCUGACUACACCUUGGGCUUUAGUAGAACUCGUCAUUACUCGGCCCCUUACUUUAUUCCACCUCAAAAUAUCUUAGACUAG
This is a messenger RNA of Eruca vesicaria subsp. sativa (arugula), 255 nucleotides long. Lineage: Eukaryota; Viridiplantae; Streptophyta; Magnoliopsida; Brassicales; Brassicaceae. The record is from the annotation of a GenBank genome assembly.